GUCUCAUGUGUCUCAUGUGUCUCUGCUCAGUUCUGUCUCUGUUGUUAUGAACUUCGGUGGGUUAACUGAUCCCUGAGAUCAGCCUGCCAGGCUGCCAGGUGGCAGGAGGAGGAGGAGGAGGAGUAAGAGGAGGAGGCCGAGGAGAAAGGAGUGCUGCUGCAGAGGACUGGGAAGAAUGGGAGCUGCUUAUGGGAAGAAGAAGGCGUACAGCAUCAACCACGAACCUCCACCGAAGCAGCAUUGUGUGAAAAAUGGAAAGCACCCAAAUGGCAGAGCGUCAGCUUACGCAGACCUGCAGCAGCACCGGUCCGAUGGCCUCUACACGAAACCGUCCCCGGUGUCCGGCUACAUGCCCCAGCCCGACUACCUGGAGGGAGACGAGGACAACGACCUCAUCAAACCCAAGAAACUGGUGAAUCCUGUCAAAGCGUCAAAGAGUCACCAGGAGCUUCACCGAGAGCUGAUGAGCAGCUGCAAACGGGGCGGAGUCAGUGUGGAGAUGAAGCCGGAGCUGCAGAGAGUUCUGGAGUCGAGGAAAAGAGAUCAGCUGAUCAAACAGAGGAAACAGGAAGAGGAAGCUCGCAGGAAGGUCUCACCUCUGGAGGCCGAGCUGAUAAAGAGACACCAGAGAUUGGAUGAGUGGGACAGGCAGCAGGAGAAGUUGCAGGAGGAAAACCUGAAAGCUCCAGAGUUUGUCAAAGUGAAGGAAAAUCUGAGACGGACAUCAUUUCACAGUAAAGAUGAGAAGGAGGUGUAGAGAUACCGCUGCCAUCCUGCAGGAGUGAGACACAGACUGUCCACAUGUUUACAGGACAAUCUGAGGACACAAAUAUACAGAGGACAGUAUGGGGGUACAAACAUACUGAGGACACUUUUUCUUAUAAUGAGAUGCUAAUAUCGUACCUUGUAUAAUUAGAGAUUUUUUCUUGUCGUUAAGAGAUACUAACUCUGUAAGACUACGAAAAUGUUCUCAUGAUUAUGAAAUGUUGAUUUUUGCGUACGAAACGUAGAAGUAAUACUAGGAAGAAAUAAUAAUAAUAAAUAUCUGAAAGUAGAUUUUAUUCUGUAAUUACCAAACACUAACGAUGUAUAAUGAUGCAGGCUGAUCUCGUAAACUGUUCCCACAUUUUUCUACGAAAAGUAAUCCACCCAAAUUCGUACAUAUCCGGCAUAUUUUGAAAGGCUGUGAUCACGUGAUCAGUGCGCCCACAGGAGUAAAGAAGGAGGCGUUCCUGAGUGGUCUGUAAGUGGGUGGGUCACGAAGGCGGAGUUUCCCCUGGAACCAUCAAUCAAUCAAUCAAUUUUAUUUAUAAAGCCCAAUAUCACAAAUCACAAUUUGCCUCACAGGGCUUUACAGCAUACGACAUCCCUCUGUCCUUAUGACCCUCGCAGCGGAUAAGGAAAAACUCCCCAAAAAAACCCCUUUAACAGGAAAAAAAACGGUAGAAACCUCAGGAAGAGCAACUGAGGAGGGAUCCCUCUUCCAGGACGGACAGACGUGCAAUAGAUGUCGUACAGAACAGAUCAGCAUAAUAAAUUAACAGUAAUCCGCAUGACACAAUGAGACAGAGAGAGAGAGAGAGAGAGAGAGAGAGAGAGACAGAGAGAGAGAGAGAGAGAGACACAGAGAGAGAGAGAGAGAGAGAGAGAGAGAACCAUGUUCUUUGUAUUCUUCGUGCUCUCUGAGUGAAUUUUGAUUCAUUUCAAGAUUCGUCCUCACUGUUUUUCUUUUCCUAAACCUUACCGUCGUAACUUUACAUGAAUUAUGUUGCUGUAUGUUAAGGACGUAACGACAUGCGGGGAUGCUAACUCGUAGGAUAUCAUAUGAACUGUUCUGUAAGGAUAUGUUGAAUUAUGAUAUCUAGAAAUCCUGAAGUGAAAUACACAGAUCUGAACAUUUAUUGUCUUUUCAGUCACAACAUGCUGAAUUAUGAUUCAUGCAUGAAGCAGAAAUUAUAAUUUUAUCAGGUCAGGAAUAAAAGCGACAAAAACAUGAUGGAAGCAGAUUUUUUUUAAAAUAAAAUAAUCGACAAACUCAUGAUUUUUCUAAAUGUUGUGACUCUGUUUCGUCACAUUAAAUUCUUGUUUCUUUUUUUCUGUGUGCUGUAAUAAUGAACAGCUGUAUGAUUAUAUGAUACAGAGACUUGUAAUCACAGGAAAUGAUGUCAUAAUUGUGACAUGUGUUUUUGUUGUCAUCAGAUAAAAAGUUCCCACAGUUCUCAGAGUCGUGUGUCGAAACUAGACUGAUUAUUUUAUAAUGCCGGAGACAGAAAACGACAGAAGUCGAUCCACGCUCACCAAAGACAAACAGUCACUGAUGCUGUGACUGAUGUUUUUUUAGUAACUGUAAUUCUGUUUCCUGUUUCGGACUGAGUCACUGUCAGGACAGAGACAUUGUGCUGAGACAUAACGAAGACACGAUGGACGAACCCUUUAAUGACAGAGAACAUGAGUUCUGUCAGAACAAACUGUGCCUGAGUCUCGUCUGUGUGUCUGACGAUCCAACACGUUCUGCAGCGUUCAUUCAGAGCGUUGGACAGGAAGCUGUUUUUUACAUCAUUACAUCAUUCGUGUGUUGCAUCCUGUUCAAUCACCGUCAUAUUUACUGUACACAGCCCUUAAGAAAAUAUUGUAUCAGGUAUUUGUUUUAGUGACGACGUACAGGAGUCAUAUUUACGAGAUGAUGCUGUUACAACGUGUGUAAUUUGACUAAAUCAGGUGAGAAGACGUCACGCUCACGACUGUCGUGUCACAUUAUUAAAGAUACGGGAUGUUUUUUCUUUUUGGCUUCUGAGAUGAUUAUUGCAUAUAAACAUGAGAUAUGUAAAUUAUAAUGACAUCUUAUAAUUCAGACAAAUCAACAUGUGAAAAAGUUUUGACCUUUUGACUCCUGAGCUCCGAUGACAUCACAGUGUGACUGAAGCCUUACGUCUGGACGCGUCUGUGUUGUUGAUCGUACAAUCAGUGAAUUCAUUUUUAAUCCAAACAGAUUCUGGAGCACUUUAACUGUGUGAGCGAAAAUUAAACUCAGAUUGUAAUUUGUA
Molecule: messenger RNA, 3044 nt
Organism: Epinephelus moara (kelp grouper)
Lineage: Eukaryota; Metazoa; Chordata; Actinopteri; Perciformes; Serranidae
Product: protein FAM107B-like
Exons: 5
Coding region: 176-757 (193 amino acids)
Biological process (GO): actin filament polymerization; regulation of actin cytoskeleton organization; actin filament bundle assembly
Cellular component (GO): stress fiber; neuron projection; synapse
Source: RefSeq, a predicted model, not a curated record